Fusarium odoratissimum NRRL 54006 is the source of this 2172-nucleotide messenger RNA. RefSeq names its product eukaryotic translation initiation factor 3 subunit L. Gene Ontology annotation, molecular function: translation initiation factor activity. The transcript is spliced from 2 exons. NCBI's taxonomy places the organism in Eukaryota, Fungi, Ascomycota, Sordariomycetes, Hypocreales, Nectriaceae. Gene Ontology annotation, cellular component: cytoplasm; eukaryotic translation initiation factor 3 complex. The coding region runs from base 689 to 1744 and encodes 351 amino acids. The record is from RefSeq and is a predicted model, not a curated record. Gene Ontology annotation, biological process: translational initiation.
CACCAAAAACCAAGGUAAAUCUUGUUGUCCAGCAAAAGCUGCUACACCUUGACAGGCUGAAUUCUCAAGCUCACAAGCUGAAGCACCCCACUAAAUCCGUAUGACUAAGCAUCGACCCCGCGUGUGCCCGCCAAACGGAAGCCCUAGUUCACCAAAAAAAUCGCAUCGUUGAUAAAAUUUCCCCCCUCACCGCGACGACGAGACGAGACGAGACGAGACGAGCGAGACCGACGCGCGACUCGACUCUACAAGACACGAUGGCUACUUACCAAAACGGCGUGGCUCCGGUUCGCGCCAUCGAUGACGACAGCGAUGUCGAGGAGGAGGCUCUGGUGGCCGAGUACAAGGAGCAUGUUCAGUAUGAGGAUGGUGAUGAUCUCAGCCGCACCACUUCUUUGAACCUCACCGCGCAGACCGACGAUAUCCAGGCUCGACUUGUGCAGGCCGCUCAGCCUCUCGAUUUCCAGGCGCCUCUUGAGGCCAAGUUCCAGAGCUACGAUGCUUACUGCAGCUUGUUUCAUUUUAUCUUGAACUCCGAGGGCCCCGUCGAUCUCGAGCCCCCUUCCGUUGGUCUCACAAAGUUAGAUGUUGAGUUGGAUAGGGCUAAUGAAUAUUUCUGCAGUACUACUGGGCUUGGGAUGUUAUCGAUGAGUUCAUUUACCAGUUCAACUCUUUCUCCUCGUACCGUAUGCGAAUUGCCCGGCAAACAACCAACGAGGAGGAGCGUCAGGCUCUCCGCGAGAACCCCAACACCUGGGGCUGCUACAGUGUUCUCAACGUCCUGUACUCCCUUAUCCAGCGAUCCCAGAUCACCGAGCAGCUUGCAGCCAUGAAGCGUAACGAGGAUCCUUUGGCCGUUGCUGGUGAGUAUGGCUCCAAGAACCUCUACAAGAUGUUGGGCUACUUCUCCAUUAUUGGUCUUCUCCGAGUCCACUGUCUCCUCGGAGAUUUCAGCCUGGCUCUCAAGACCCUUGAUGAUAUCGAGCUCAACAAGAAGGCCAUGUUCGCCCGCGUCAUGGCUGCUCACUUCACCACCUACUACUACGUGGGUUUCUCCUACAUGAUGCAGCACCGUUACGCCGAUGCCAUCCGCAUGUUCAGCCAUAUCCUCAUCUACGUCUCGAGGACCAAGAACUUCCAGAAGAGCGCCCAGUACGACUCUAUCACUAAGAAGAACGAGCAGAUGUACGCUCUUAUUGCUAUCUGCGUCGCUUUCCAGCCCACUCGUCUGGACGACACCAUUCACAGCGCCCUCCGUGAGAAGUAUGGCGACCAACUCCUCAAGCUCCAGCGCGGUGGCCCCGAGUCCCUCCCCAUCUUCGAGGAGCUCUUCCGCGCAGCGUGCCCCAAGUUCAUCUCCCCCGUUCCUCCGGACUUUGAGAACCCCGAGGCCAACAUCGACCCCGUCGAGCACCACCUCGCUGUCUUCAUGGAUGAGGUCAAGACCAACAUGUGGAGCCCCACCAUCAAGUCUUACCUCCGCCUCUACACCACCAUGGAUCUUAACAAGCUCGCUGGUUUCCUCGAGGUGAAGCCCGAGGAGCUUCGAUCAUGGCUCCUGGUUACCAAGCAGCGAACUAAGCAAUUGCGAUGGCAGGACCAGGGUCUGCUUGAGGGUGAGCUCGUCAACGUCAGCGACCUUGACUAUGCUCUCCAAGGCGACCUCAUUCACAUCUCUGAGGCUAAGGUGGGACGAAAGCUUGUGGACUGGUAUCUCCGAAACCUGUCCCGCACCUAUAACUGAGGUGCUACAGAGAGAACUGACUAGUCGUUUUUCUCACAUUUCAUGGGGUCUUCGAUUCAAGCCCGAAACAAGCGCAUAGAGCGCUGUGGCUGGAUCCUCCAAACGACCCAGGGUCAGGAGAAUACCUGGGGUUAUGCAGGCCGACUUGAUAGGAUGCAUGGCAUGGCAAAGGCGUCUCGGAGUUGGUGAUGCUCGUGCAAGAGCUUGAGAAUUUCUCGAGUUUAGCUGUAUGUGCGGCAGAGAUAUGGCACUUCCUCCUAGAGGUACGAGAGCCUGUGAAAAGGCUAUGAAGAAUAAAAGGAAUCAAAAGUCGUUUAAUCAAAUAUCAUGAUCCUAAAAGUCUAUAUCACCAUUAUGAAUUAUGUCAGUUCUGGAAACCGGUUCUUGUACAGGCUUCGCAGUUACAAUUUGCAUUGAGUUCCCCGUAC